CAGGCUGGCCAGCCAUGCUGAGGGCGCGCGGGGCCCGCCUGGGCUCCUGGCUGCUGCGGGCCGAGCUGGGCCUGGGGCCGGGGCCGGGGCGGGCGGCGUCGGGGGCGCGCGGGGAGGGCUGGCUGCAGCCUGCGGGCUACGACACCGGCGUCAAGGUGUACAACAGCCUCACCCGGAGGAAAGACCCCUUGAUCGUGAGCAGCGUGGACGCCGCCUCCUGGUACAGCUGUGGACCGACCGUCUAUGAUCACGCACACCUGGGUCAUGCUUGCUCAUAUGUUAGAUUCGAUAUAAUUCGGAGGAUCCUAACCAGGGUUUUUGGGUGCAACGUCAUCAUGGUGAUGGGAAUUACAGACGUGGACGAUAAAAUAAUCAAAAGAGCCAAUGAGAUGAACGUGUCACCCGCCUCCCUGGCCAAUCUUUAUGAGGAAGACUUUAAACAGGACAUGGCAGCCUUGAAGGUUCUCCCGCCCACCGUGCACCUGAGGGUCACUGAAAACAUUCCUCAGAUAAUCGCUUUCAUCGAGAGAAUCAUUGGUAACGGGCACGCUUACUCCACCGUGAAAGGCAACGUCUACUUCGACCUGCAGUCGAGAGGCGACAAGUACGGCAGGCUGGUCGGCGUGGCCCCCGGUCCCAUGGGAGAGCCAGCUGACUCUGACAAGCGGCACGCCAGUGACUUCGCGCUGUGGAAGGCGGCCAAGCCCCGGGAGCCGUCCUGGGCCUCCCCUUGGGGAGACGGCAGGCCUGGCUGGCACAUCGAAUGUUCCACCAUCGCCAGUUUGGUGUUUGGAAGUCGGCUGGACAUCCACUCGGGUGGCAUAGAUCUAGCGUUUCCACACCACGAGAACGAAAUCGCACAGUGUGAGGCCUUUCACCAGUGCCAGCAGUGGGGGAACUAUUUCCUACAUUCUGGGCAUUUGCACAUGAAGGGCAAAGAAGAGAAGAUGUCCAAAUCACUGAAGAACUACAUCACGAUUAAGAAUCCAGCGGCGGGUCCGAGCCCUGCACGUCGUGUCAGACGCGCAACGGCACAGGCUCGUGGGGUGGACCCCCCAGCCCCCCAUGACUGCUGGGGCGGCGGGUCCAGGUGGCGGUUGGAGGGGAGAGGCCCUUGUCCCACGGGCUCCGUCGCCCCUGCAGGACUUCCUCAGCACGGCCUCCCCGGACGUCUUCCGGCUCUUCUGCCUGCGGAGCAGCUACAGGUCAGCCAUCGACUACAGCGACGGCUCCAUGCUCGAGGCCAGGCGCCUGCUCCACGCCGCAGCGGCCUUCGCGGAGGAUGCUCGGGCCUACAUGAGGGGGCAGCUGGCGGGCGGCCCCGUCCAGGAGGCCGUGCUGUGGGAGAGGCUGGGCCACACCAAGGGGGCUGUGCAGGCGGCCUUGGCAGACGACUUCAACACACCGGAUGCUGUGGACGCCGUCAUGGACCUCGUUCACCACGGGAACAGACAGCUGAAGGCGGCCGCCGAGGAGCCCAGCGGUCCCCGGAGCCCCGCCGUGUUGGGCGCCAUCGUGUCCUACGUGGAGCAGUUCUUUGAGACGGUGGGGAUUUCUCUGGCGGAGCGACAGGCGGAUUCUUAACCACUGCGCCACCAGGGAGGUCCCCAGAGCUCGUCUUUAUUCACUGAAAUGACAAGGUUCUGAGCAGAACCAGUGUCCACCGCAGCGGCACAGGGACUGGCGUGUCAUGGGCUCUGUGCACACGUGUCUCCUGUAAAGAACCUCAACGUGUACACGACAGUCAGGCUGCAGUGGGCACGCUUCCCCAGUGCCGUCUGAGCUGCCGGCCUGGCCCCACCCCCCAGGUCUGGAACAUCCUCGGCCAUCCAUGGCCUUCCUGCCCUGACACCCCGGCACCUCAGGAACUCGGCAGGUGUGAGGCCAUCCUCUGGGGCGCGAGUCCUGUCUGUCUGGUGCCUGGGACGUCCACCGUGACCCCAUCGUCCGGGGGGCGGGGAGGGCUGCCCCGCUGGGUUACUUUUCCUGCAGGCGCCAGAGACCCUUCCUUCCCAGGCUUCCCUUCCCUUCCUCACACCAGUGUGGACUCGGGGUCCUCCCUUCAGUGCUUAAAUCCAUCAGUGUCCUCCUCUGACUUCUGGUUGUGGGGGCUUGGAGCUGGCUGCUGUGCUCCCACACGGCGCCCCUCGCCCCUGGUACGCUCCCAGCCCAUCCGGUACCCUGUGCCCCAGGCGGGAGUCCGCCGUUUCUCCCAGGAGCCUGGCUGCUCUCAGUGGGGAGGGUCUGGGCACUGGGUGUGCGCCCUACGCUAGGCCGCUGCAGCUGCUCUGGCCCUAGGUGGGCAGAGCCCCCAGGAUCCCGGGUUACCCCGCCAUCAGCUGGGACCCCGGGGUUACCCCUGACACCUCAACUCCGGUUCCCAACAAAGCCUCGUGCCACCCCCUCCCCUCCAGGCUCCCACUCCCAGUGUUUACUCACCUGUCGCUCCCCCCGUGUGCCUGUCUCCCCGCGGCCACCGCCUCUCCCCUCACUGGAGCGCAGACCCCCCCACCCCUGCCUGGACCACCCCUCACCCCCCAGCAGGCUGCCCUCUGCAGGGAAGCGUCCUUGUCUGACGCCCCAGGCCAGGGCCCCUCCUCCUUCCGGGGGGCCCACGUUGCUCUGCCUCAGCUAACAGUGUCAGGACUGUUCUGGAUGGGAAGGGAAAGGCCAUAGUUGCCACUUUUUAAGACACCCUGCGAACAGGCUGUUAACAGGGAAAGUCUGGACUGCAGCCGGGAGUGGUGCCCUGCCAGGCUUCUUUACGGCCCUACCGGGCUCACCUGCUAGGGGGGGCUUGGGCACAGCCCACCACCCGUGCCAGGGGCCCUGCCAGGUGAGGCCUGGCACCUGGCCACCCUGCGCCGUGAGCAGGGAUGUCUCCUAGGACCGUCCCCGCCUUGAGUGUCUCUGGCCUUAACACAAAAGCGCACGCGUCUCUGUGAUGAUUUCUGAGUUUGGUUUAUCGAGAGGCACCAGUUACCUGGUGGACUGAGGCCUUUCCCGGGUGGUCCAGAGCCUGCUGGUGGUUCACAGUAAUCCAAGGGGGACCAGGUCUCUGCCGCACCUGCCGGGUCAGAAAGCCGUCCUCCUCUUCCCCCCCGAGCCUGGUGGGCUCACGUUUCUGUAAGGAGGACUGUCUUCUACUGUGGGAGCAGUGACUGAGGAUCCUGUGAGGUUUAAGGAGUUGGGCCCCGAAGCUGUCCACUGGGCCCCUCCGCCGUGUGGGGGAGGACACCUGGCAACUCGGAGCAGCUCCAGGCCCACCUGAGCCCCGGAGCUCCCACAGCCGGGCACCCAGGCUGCAGGGGGAGAGCGCG
Molecule: messenger RNA, 3320 nt
Organism: Hippopotamus amphibius kiboko
Lineage: Eukaryota; Metazoa; Chordata; Mammalia; Artiodactyla; Hippopotamidae
Gene: CARS2
Product: cysteinyl-tRNA synthetase 2, mitochondrial
Exons: 14
Coding region: 15-1541 (508 amino acids)
Biological process (GO): cysteinyl-tRNA aminoacylation
Cellular component (GO): cytoplasm
Molecular function (GO): cysteine-tRNA ligase activity; ATP binding
Source: RefSeq, a predicted model, not a curated record